Messenger RNA from Exophiala viscosa, 1432 nucleotides. RefSeq names its product triacylglycerol lipase. The transcript is spliced from 5 exons. Gene Ontology annotation, molecular function: hydrolase activity. The record is from RefSeq and is a predicted model, not a curated record. Bases 72 to 1055 code for a protein of 327 amino acids. Lineage: Eukaryota; Fungi; Ascomycota; Eurotiomycetes; Chaetothyriales; Herpotrichiellaceae.
GAUUGUACCUGACAACCCCGACACCUCAUCCUCGUCGAUCUUCUCCAAAGUAGCUCUAUAUCACCUUGACUAUGACGACUGAACCAAAGAAGACCUGGCCUAGAGAGGGUUACCGGCCGGAGUGGCUGGCUCUUGAAGAUGCAUCAGGUGGCCGAUAUGUCAUGAGCGGCAACUUCGCCGUUGAUGUCCCGGCAUACGAUGCUGUCUUUGCUGCUAUGUCGAAACAAUGGCCAGCAUUGCCGGAAGAAACGAUUGUGUGGGAUGAAAAGACCAACAGCGAGCAUGGAGGACUAGACGUUCGGAUCUAUAAACCUACUUCAGACAAACCUCUACCGCUUAUGAUUUACUUUCCUGGAGGUGGAUACAUUGCCGGCAAUCUCGAUACCGAAGAUGCCCAUUGCCGGAUCUUUGCUGCCAAAACACCAUGCUUGCUGGUCAGCGUCAAUUAUCCCAAGGUGCCAACAGUCAAAGUGGAUGACAUUAUCAAUUUGGGGACCUUGGCUGUGCCAUGGUGUCGUACCAAAGCCAAAGAACUGGGCGAUGAUCCAUCCAAGACCAUACUCUGUGGCGGUUCAGCUGGAGCGUUCCUCGCCGCACAAGUGGCAUACCGGUUCAUGUCUGAAGGUGACCACACUUCUGUGACAGGCUGCGUCCUCAUGUUUGCGGUAGCACUUCAUUGGGAAUACAACGGCAAGUACAAGGACAAAUACACGGCUUGGGACGAGAAUGGGAACGCCGGGACACCUGUCUUUGGCUUGCAGCUUGCCAAGUUCAUCUGGUCACAUUACGACAUUGACUUUAACAGUCCACGCCACUUUCCACUUCUUGCUGACGACCUGUCAAAGUUCCCGCCGUGUUAUAUUGUUACGGCGGAGAAGGACUGUUUCCGAGAUGAUGGAACUCUUCUGGACUACCGGCUGAGGGAAAGCGGUGUGCACAGUAAAAUGGACUAUUAUGAAGGUCUACCUCACUACUUCCAUGCCUUUCCCACUCUGGCAGCAGCGCAUGAAAUGAUGGCCAAAGCGAUUGAAGGCACCAGAUUUGUCCUGGGGUAGCCCGCCAGAUUGACAUGGGGAUGUUGAGAGCAUUGAGAUUCUGGGGGUCAUGGCCUCGGUCAUGAUGCAAGCUCGCGGUGGGUUUCUUCACCUCGGUUCAGGGUCUAUAUCAACUUGCGCGUUAUGUGGCAGAACGGGAAAGUAGUUGUACCAUAUCCGAACAUACCUAGGGGUCUUCUCGGAGUCGAGACCAGGGUUUCCCCAGGAUAACACAUCACCGCUUGAUACCGUGACUAUACCCUGGGAAGUUUAACAACCUCGUGAAAGCGAUUGACGCUGUACGAAUCCCUCAUCGAAAUCCGGUGGAUGCCGCAGAAUGCUGGAAACUGACCAUGACUGACUCCCCGCUGUCAAGAAUCUGUCAACUCUCUAGCAGA